CGCUCACAUCUCCCCCGGCCCUUCUCUCGCCAUCCCUUGUGGUAUAUAUAUAUAUAUAUAUAUAUAUAUGCGCACCCACCCCGCACCUAUAUCCCUCCAAAUAAACCUCGUGUUUUUCCUGCUCGUGCUCAUUAACUGCCCCCUCUUAAUCACCUGCCCAAACCAGCGUGCUCCGAUCCUUAUCCCUUGGCUCGACCGUCAUCACCAUCAACUCAUCAUCGUCGGCCUUAACUCCUCCCCUCGUCGUGGCUGGAUCAUCCACUGGUAUAAAUAGGUGGUGGACUGAGGCACGUGCAUGCAUUGCAGCCCGGCCAGCAUGCAGCUCCACCUCUCUCCGUCGGUGGGGGCGCCCUUCCGCUACGGUGAACCGCGGCUGCUGCGAACCCUCGUCAAAGGUCCAUGCCGUUUCCGCGGCAAAGGAGAUGCCGCCGUGGUGGAACCCGCCGGCACGCGCGUCGUCGCUCGCCGGACCAGCAGCGUAUCCAGUGCUAAAGUACCUGCAGGGGCAGGGCUGCAAGCGAACCCUGCCGGAAACGACAUCCAGAUUCUAGAACGGCCGGAGGAAGAGGAACCGCGCGACCUCGACGAUCACCGUGUGAUUCCUGGGACAGAGCUCGAGGAACCGCGCGACCUCGACGAUCACCGUGUGAUUCCUGGGACAGAGCUCGAGGAACCGCACGACCUCGACGAUCACCGUGUGAUUCCUGGGACAGAGCUCGAGCAGCCACUGAUCGACCAGGUGAAGGCGAUGCUCGGGUCGAUGGGCGACGGCGAGAUCAGCGUGUCGGCGUACGACACGGCCUGGGUGGCCCUGGUGCCGAGGCUCGACGGCGGCGACGGGCCGCAGUUCCCCACCACCCUCCGGUGGAUCCUCGGGAACCAGCUGCCCGACGGCUCCUGGGGCGACGCGGCCGUGUUCUCCGCCUACGACCGGAUCAUCAACACCCUCGCCUGCGUCGUGGCUCUCACCAAGUGGUCGCUUGGCUCUGAGAAGUGCAGGAGAGGGCUGGUUUUUCUGGAGGACAACAUGUGGAGGCUGGCCGAGGAGGACUCGGAGUCGAUGCCCAUCGGCUUCGAGAUCGCCUUCCCUUCUCUCCUUGAGGCGGCCAGGAGGUUGGACGUUGUGUUCCCGUAUGACCACCAUGCUCUGCAGCGCAUAUAUGCCAACAGAGAAGUGAAGCUCAACAAGAUUCCGAUGGAGAUGAUGCACAGCAUUCCGACGACGAUACUGCACUCCCUUGAAGGGAUGCCCGGGGUGGACUGGCGCAAGAUCCUCAGGCUCCAGUCCAGCGAUGGGUCCAUCCUGUUUUCCCCCUCGGCUACAGCCUCUGCCCUCAUGCAGACCGGUGACACAAAAUGCUUCGAGUAUAUAGACAGGAUCGUGAAGAAAUUCGACGGAGGGGUUCCCAAUGUUUACCCGGUCGAUCUCUUCGAGCACAUCUGGGCCGUCGAUCGGUUGGAGCGCCUUGGGAUCUCGCGCUACUUCAAGCAAGAAAUCAAACAGUGCUUGGACUAUGUCCACAGGCACUGGAGUGAGGGGGGGAUAUGCUGGGCGAGGAACUCCACAGUAAUAGACGUGGAUGACACAUCCAUGGCGUUCAGGCUGCUGCGGCUGCACCGUUACAACGUAUCCGCAAGUGUGUUCGACAACUUUGAGAAGGAUGGGGAGUUCUUCUGUUUCGUGGGGCAAUCAACACAGGCGGUAACUGGGAUGUACAACCUGAACAGGGCCUCUCAGGUAAGAUUUCCCGGAGAGGACGUGCUGGAGCGUGCUGGGAGAUUCUCCUAUGAGUUCCUUAGAGAAAGGGAGGCCCAGGGCGCGAUCCGAGACAAAUGGAUCAUUUCAAAGGAUCUACCAGGCGAGGUACAAUAUGCACUGGACUUUCCUUGGUAUGCAAGCUUGCCACGUGUAGAAGCAAGAGUCUACCUAGAUCACUAUGGCGGUGAUGAUGAUGUCUGGAUUGGGAAGACACUCUACAGGAUGCCAUUUGUGAACAACAACACCUAUCUCGAGUUGGCAAAGCGUGAUUUCAAUCGCUGCCAAGUCCAACAUCAGCUUGAGUGGCAUGGCCUACAAAAGUGGUUUGCAGAGAAUGGCCUCGAGGCCUUUGGGGUGGCUCCAAGAGAUGUAUUGAGGGCUUAUUUUCUAGCUGCCGCUUGCAUUUUCGAACCAAGUCGUGCCAUAGAGCGACUUGCAUGGGCCAGAGUGUCUGUGAUGGCCAACAUUAUUUCUAAAUAUCUCUGUAGCGAUUUGUCAGGUAAUAAAAUGGUGGAACGGUUUAUGCAUGGUGACCUCUCUGAAGGAAAUAAUGAUAUAUCAUGUAUUAAAGGAGAUGCAAAGGUGGAAAUUCUUGUGGGGGCACUUGAGAAGCUUAUUGAUUUAUUGGCACAAAAGGCGCAAUAUGUUGGUGAAGGAUCCAUCCACAUCAACAAUUUGCUACGUUGUGUUUGGAUCGAAUGGAUGACUCAACUGAUAAAUAGAGAGGAUGGCACAAACGAUACAAGUGUUAUUGAAGCAGGGUCAUGUAUGGUUCAUGACAAACAAACAUGUUUGCUUCUAGUUAAAGUUAUUGAGAUUUGUGCUGGACGAAUUGGUGAAGCAUCGUCUAUGGUAAAUAGCAUGGACAAUAAUUGGUUUAUUCAACUUGCAUCCUCUAUUUGUGACAGCCUUCACCACAAGAUGUUACUUUCACAGGAUACUCAGGAGAACAAGGCAAUGGCAAGACACAUGGAAAAGAAAAUUGAGGUGGGCAUGCAAGAACUUGCCCAAAAUGUUUUGCAAACUUACGAUGAUAGAGCAAGUAACAACAUAAAGCAGACAUUCUGGAGUGUGGUGAAAAGUUGUUACUAUGUUGCUAAUUGCCCUAAGUGCAUAUUUGAUAGACAUGUUUCAAAAGUUAUUUUUGAACAUGUCUUUUGAAAAAUCUUUCAAUGGUGGGGAUGGAAGUGAAAUUUGUACAUACAAAGAAACAUUGUAAGAAUGCUAGAUAGUUGAAGGUUGCAUAAGUGACAAUUCUCAUAUUGGAAAAGAUUUGCGCAUCUUUUAUAUUAAGAUUGGAGAAGAGCUUUAUAUUUA
Hordeum vulgare subsp. vulgare (domesticated barley) is the source of this 3076-nucleotide messenger RNA. RefSeq names its product ent-copalyl diphosphate synthase 1, chloroplastic-like. Gene Ontology annotation, cellular component: chloroplast. Bases 296 to 2920 code for a protein of 874 amino acids. Lineage: Eukaryota; Viridiplantae; Streptophyta; Magnoliopsida; Poales; Poaceae. Gene Ontology annotation, biological process: gibberellin biosynthetic process. Gene Ontology annotation, molecular function: terpene synthase activity; magnesium ion binding. The transcript has 14 exons. The record is from RefSeq and is a predicted model, not a curated record.